Saitoella complicata NRRL Y-17804 is the source of this 4881-nucleotide messenger RNA. RefSeq names its product Sec7-domain-containing protein. Bases 153 to 4781 code for a protein of 1542 amino acids. The record is from RefSeq and is a predicted model, not a curated record. Lineage: Eukaryota; Fungi; Ascomycota; Saitoellomycetes; Saitoellales; Saitoellaceae. Gene Ontology annotation, molecular function: guanyl-nucleotide exchange factor activity. The transcript has a single exon. Gene Ontology annotation, biological process: regulation of ARF protein signal transduction.
CCGCCGCUGAUCAGCGACUGCACGACACCGAGGUCAACAAAAGCAGACAAAACAUCAAAUACCCACCCAACACCCCCAACUCCAAGGCUCACGCGAGACAGGACCACAGAUCACCCGCAUAUACCCUGUCUGUCUCCUGCCUAUCUCAGCAAAUGUCCCUCCCCAGCACCCCUCUCUCGCAGAGCGCACCCUCUCUUACCCUCCCCCGCCCAACCUGCUCCAUGAACCCAAUCGCCCUCGUCAUAAAUGAAAUCGUCACAGUCACCUCCGCAAUGCGGAAAGCCGCCCGAGAUAAUGGGAGUUCGGGGAGUUUUAUCCUCGGUGGUGCGAGCGGGAGCGAAGAUGGAGGUGGAGGACUCUGGGGUGGAUUGGGGGGUAGUCGACGACGGAGUGCGGGGAUGACGGAGAGGACUGGAGACCCCUUGAGUGUCGGUUUUACGAAACUGAGAAAGGAUCUUGGGACGUGUGCGGAUAUCACGCUCUUUGACGCACCGAGGUUACUUUCUCCAUUCCUCGCCGUGAUCCGCGAACCCAACGUUUCGGGCGCAAUAACCUCCCUCGCACUCUCCUCCAUCACAAAAAUCCUCUCCUACGAUCUCCUCACGCCAACAUCUCCCCGUCUACCGUUAGCGUUCCGAGAUCUCGCACACACAAUCACCAAAUGCAAAUUCGAAGCAACAGAUACCGCACAAGACGAAGUCGUCCUCCUCCGUCUCCUCCGCGUGAUGGAACUCACCUUCAACGGCGUCGGACACACCGUGUUGGACGACGACAGUGUUUGCAAAAUGGUCGAGGUGGCGUUGAUCAUGUGUUACCAGAUGAGGCUGAAUGAAGUCUUGAGACGGGCGGCGGAGAUGACGCUUAUGGGGAUCUGUCAGAAGAUAUUUGAGAGGUUGAAGGAGAUUCCGGUUGGGGAGGAUGAGGAGAGAGGGAGUGUGAUGGAGGUGGAGGGGUUGGGGACGCCGAGUGUUUCGGGGAGUGAAAUGUCUGUACAUGAGAACGAGAAGGAGCAGAAACCGCUCUUGCCGGAGCUACCAGAGAAACAAGGAGGAUCCGCACAGGAAAACGGCCAGAAAGCAUCCAUCGACACCGCCAGAACAAGCAAUGAUACCACCGCCGCCGCCGCCGCCGCGACCACGGAAGACGUCUACAUCCGCCCUUAUUCCCUCCACUCCGUCCGCGAAGUUCUGCGCACCCUCAACUACCUCCUCGACCCCCACAACCUCCGCCACACAAACCCAAUGCGCCUCUCCGCCCUCCGUAUCCUCGACGUCGCCUUCGAAACCGCCGGCUCCCACAUCACGACCUUCCCCUCCCUCCACGCUCUGAUCAGCGACGACCUCUGCCGCUACCUCUUCCAGCAGGUCAAAAUGGACCAUCCACUCAUCUUGGGCAUGACGCUAAAGGUCGUUAGUACGUUGUUGCAUACGUGUCGGACUGGAUUGAAGUUACAGCAGGAAGUGUUUUUGGAGUAUGUCGUGGGAUGUCUGCAUCCCCGUCUCAACAACGAACUCCCGAAGGUUCCGGGUGUCGAUGCGGUAUUCUAUGAGGGAAUUCCUGUUGCGCCGAAGAUUCGGAUGAUGUCGAGUGGGCGGAGUACCCCCGUCCCGGUAAAGGAGAAUAAGAAAUUGGGCAUGGGACCGGCGAUGAGGGGGAUGGAUGUAUUGGAGAUGAUGGUGGAGUGCGUGAGUGGGUUGAUGCGGAUUCCGUCUUACAUGGUUGAUUUGUUUGUGAAUUAUGAUUGUGAUGUCGAUCGGAUGGAUUUGUGUGAGGAUGUUGUCGGGUUGUUGAGUCGGAAUGCGGUACCGGAUGCGCAGUCGAUUGCGGCGUCGGUGUCGGCGGGUGGAGCGAGUAUUAGUCCGCUGUGUUUGGAUGCAUUGUUGGCGUAUGUCAGGUUCAUGUUUGAGAGGUUGGAGUUGCCUGUGGAUGGACAGCAUGAGGGAUACCCAAGUCCAGAUGUAUUGUUGAGGCAGAGGGAGAGGAAGCAAACCAUCAUCAAGGGUGCAUCGAUAUUUAACGAGAAGCCAAAGGAUGGGAUCAAGUACUUGGCGGAACAGGGAAUCAUCGAGGAUGCGAGUGACCCGAAAGCUAUCGCGGCGUUCUUUAAGGCUACGACGAGGAUCAAUAAGGCGUUGUUGGGAGAGUACCUGGCGAAGCCGGCGAACAAGAAUACUUUGUAUGCCUUUAUCGACUUGUUUGACUUCCAUGAUAUGCGAAUUGACGAGGCAUUGAGGGUGAUGCUCCAGAAGUUCAGGUUGCCUGGAGAGUCGCAGCAGAUUGAGCGUGUUGUCGAGAAGUUCGCUAGUCGGUUCCACGAGUGUAAUCCGGAGGGUCCUGUUGCGACGGCCGAUGCGGCGUUCGUGUUGUCCUAUUCGGUGAUUAUGCUUAACACUGAUCUUCACAACCCGCAAGUCAAGAAGCGGAUGGCGAUCGAGGAUUACAUGCGGAAUUUGCGGGCUGUCAAUGAUGGCAAGGAUUUCGAGAAGGUGUAUUUGCAAGCGGUCUAUGACGCCAUCGCGAACAACGAGAUCAUCAUUGCUGAGGAACACGGAGACACGAAGGCUGGUUUCGAGGCUGCGUGGAAAGAGUUGAUGAUGAAGACCGAGUCAACGGGCUCGCUGACGAUUUGCGAUACGAAUAUCUACGACAAGCACAUGUUUGCUGCUACAUGGAAGCCGUUGAUCUCGACUUUGGCGUGUGUGUUUGCGACGACAACGGAUGAUGCUGUGUUUUCGGGUGUCAUCACCGGUUUCAAGCAGUGUGCGCAUAUUGCGGCGCAAUACGAGCUGUACGACGUACUUGACCAUAUUAUCCUCUGCUUGGCGAAGAUUAGCACGUUGGCUACUGAUGAGCCGCCCGGCACGGAUGCGAACGUGGAGGUGGAGACUGAGGGACAGAAGAUCACCGUCAGCAAGCUCGCUGUCGACUUUGGUCGCAAUGACCGGGCGAUGCAGGCCGCGUUCGUCCUGUUUGCAGUUUGCAAGGGACACGAACAGACGAUCCGCAAGGGAUGGAAACAAAUUCUCCGGAUUUGUCUGACGUUGUUCAGUAACGGCCUCCUUCCCGAGACUUUCUCACCGAUCAGACAGUUUUUGGUGAUUCAGCCUAUACCACUCAAGGCACCCGUUGAGAAGAAGACAAACCAGAACCAACAGGUUGGUCUCUUUGCGACGUUUGCUUCGUAUCUGUCGAGCGGGGCCGACGAGCCUGCGCCACCUUCGAGAGAGGAAAUUGAGGCUACAAUUAUCGCGGCGGACUGUAUCGAUGCGUGUCAUUUGGAGGACAUAGGUGCCAAUAUCAUGGCGUUGGACAUUGCUGCUGCAAAGCAAUUAUUGGAGUCAGGACUGGUGUAUGCGUCGAUUGAAGAGGAGGUCGCGCAGCCUGUCCCAAUUCCUGCCGAACAGGCAGCUGGCAGGACCAGGUUAAGCGCAUCACAAGCGCCGGGCGCAGAAGAGAAGAAGUCUAUCUACGACCCUUCGAAGUUGCUUAUGCUUGAGGUUGCCUCUGGUCUGGCACUCCGUGAGGGUUCUUCGGAGCUUCUUGCCGAUGUCUUCGAGGCUCUUCGUGAUGUCGUGCGCCAGAGUUCGAGGAUGCAUGAGCUGAUGGUCGAGCGCUCUUUUGCGUACCUUCUCCGCCUGUGCAAGACUCCAGAGACAAUUGACGCUUUGCGCCUUCAACUCGUGAUGCAGGACAUUGCGACUGUUGAGUCUACUAUUCUGCAGAAGAUCGCGCCUUCAAUAGCUACGGGCAUCGUUGAUCUGUUGAAAUCUCCUGCACCAUCUUCCGCUUCUGCUGAGACUAUCUCGAAUUCACCCGAGGAGCUCUUCGCCAUCAUUCGAAGCAUCUUUGGAAAUCACACUUGCCAUCCUCAGAUUUUUGAGAUUGCGGAGGUGUUAGCGACGGAAACGCACGGUGCCAAGCUUACUCCGGAGAACUUCCCUCAUGUUGUCGAGCUUCUCGCAGCUUUCGCUACCCUUGGCGAGAUCGGUGCGCAGGCAGAGCAGAUGCAGGAUGUGGCAUCGAAGAAGGGUACCUCACAAAACGCAUCGAAGGAGAAGAAGCCCCAUUCAUCUGUGGUAUCGAGGAGUGUUGCGAGCGUUGAGUUGCUUUAUGGAAUUCACUCCAAUAUUUCGAAGUUGUCGCAGGAUGAUCAAGAAGCAUGGACAAGGUUUUACACACCCUUGUUGGAAGCACUCGGACUUGAGUGUACUAACCCAUGUCGACAAAUUCGUGCUUCGGCAUUCUCGCAUCUCCAACGCCUUCUACUCCAACCUAUCCCGGCAGCUGAAGGACCAUGGAUCGAGGGUGUGUUCGAUACAGUCUUGAUCGAGCUCAUCAAGUCCCUUCUUCGACCCGAGGUUGUUGCGUCCGAUAAGCGCGGAAUGGCAGAGUCUCGUGUGCUGGCCGGCAGUAUGCUUUGCAAGGUGUUCCUUCGUCACCUCAGUACCUUGGUAACGAAGGAGGAUCUUGUCGAAUUGUGGAUGAGAAUCGUUGAUGCUCUGGAGAGCUUGGUGAAGAAGGGUGGUGAUGACGAAGCAGUUGUUGAAAGUCUCAAGAAUGUCUUGUUGGUGAUGAAGUCACAAACGGAAGGUAUGCCCGUUGAAAGACAGGCGGGUGUGUGGAAGAGGACUUGGGAAAGGUUGGCGAAGUUUUUACCUGGGCUGAAGGAGGAGUUGGAGCUUGAGGUACCAAAAAAUGAGGACACUAAGAAUGAUGAGGAGAAGAAGGGACCAGAGCAAGAUCAGGUCACGGAGGAGGCAGAAGAAGAAAGGAAGGCAUAGUCUGGGUGUUAUAUCUAUGGCGUUUCUUAUUUACAGCGUAGCAAAAGUACAUGUGCAUGCCUAUAUCUACUUCGGACGAAUACAAAAUCAGGAAGAUCAC